This is a messenger RNA of Ilyonectria robusta, 990 nucleotides long. RefSeq names its product S-adenosyl-L-methionine-dependent methyltransferase. NCBI's taxonomy places the organism in Eukaryota, Fungi, Ascomycota, Sordariomycetes, Hypocreales, Nectriaceae. The coding region runs from base 1 to 990 and encodes 329 amino acids. Gene Ontology annotation, molecular function: methyltransferase activity. The transcript has 4 exons. The record is from RefSeq and is a predicted model, not a curated record.
AUGGCGGAACCCCAUCCGAUAGAGGCCGACCAAGAGACCAACCAGAUCGAUGAUGGAGAUUCGACUCUUAGCAUAGGCCACACCGUCUCGUCCACCUCCUCCAUUCGCUCCAGCAUAAUAAAUUAUCGAGAGGAAAAUGGGAGGACGUACCAUGCAUACAAGGACGGAAAAUAUCUCAGCCCGAACGACGAGCAGGAGAAUGACCGCCUAGAUCUGCAGCAUCACUUGUUCAUGCUGACAUUUGGGGACAAGCUGUACACUUGCCCCGCCGGCACGACGAAGCAAGUCCAGCGGGUUCUGGACGUCGGAACCGGAACUGGAAUUUGGGCAAUUGAUUUUGCAGACGAGCAUCCCGAGGCACAUAUCAUUGGCAUAGAUCUGAGCCCUAUUCAGCCGUCUUUUGUCCCGCCGAAUCUCACCUUCCAGAUUGAUGACUUAGAUGAGCCCUGGACGUUUGCUUACAAAUUUGACUUCAUCUACAGCCGCAUGAUGACCACUUCAUUCUCGGACUGGCCGCGAUUCUUCGAGCAAGCUUAUGAAAACCUCAAUCCAGGUGGCUGGAUAGAACUGGCGGAUAUCGUGUUUCCUGUCAAAGUCGACGAUGAUACAUGGCCAGAGGACUCGGCGUUAAAAAAGUGGUCCACUAUCCAGCUGGAUGCUACAAUCAAAGCUGCACGUCCUAUAAACAGCGCAGAGUCCUACAAGUCGCAGCUCGCAGACGUCGGCUUCACUGACAUCGUCGAAACCGUAUACAAAUGGCCGACGAACCACUGGCCAAAGGACAAGAAGCUCAAGGAACUAGGAAUAUGGAACCUGGAGAACGUGAUGCCAUCUCUAGAGGGCUUCAGCAUGGCGCUCUUCACCCGUGUUCUAGGGUGGUCCAGGCUAGAAGUUGAGGUGUUCCUGGUGAACGUGCGGAAAGAACUUAAAGACCCCAAGAUCCACGGUUAUUGGCCAAUUUACGUGGUGUAUGCGAAGAAGCCGGAGUAG